UCUAACAACUGGGAAACCUCCCGCAACAAACUAACAGGUGUCGUCCUCCUCCUGCCUCAGAUCCACAGUCACACUACCGAGGGGCUGCCUGUCCGCGCUGCAGACUCUCUGCCUGAACCCAACACGUCUGAACGCUUUUCUUUACUUUAUCUGACCUUAAAACUUGCAGGAAAGCACACGCGCACACACACACACACAGACACAGACACAGACACAUACACACAUAAAUGAUGCACUCGGCACAGAAAGACACCACCUUCACCAAGAUCUUUGUGGGGGGUCUUCCUUAUCACACAACGGACUCAAGCCUCAGGAAAUAUUUCGAAGUGUUCGGAGACAUCGAGGAGGCUGUGGUCAUCACUGAUCGGCAGACGGGCAAAUCUAGAGGUUAUGGAUUCGUGACCAUGGCGGACCGGGCCUCUGCUGACCGAGCCUGCAAGGACCCCAACCCCAUCAUAGACGGAAGGAAGGCCAAUGUGAACCUGGCCUACCUGGGGGCAAAGCCUAGGGUCAUACAGCCAGGAUUUGCAUUUGGUGUGCCUCAGAUCCAUCCUGCAUUCAUCCAAAGACCUUAUGGGAUCCCCGCCCACUACGUCUAUCCUCAGGCCUUUGUCCAACCCAGCGUGGUGAUCCCACACGUACAACCCUCUGCUGCUACGGCAACAGCUGCUGCUGCCACUUCCCCAUACCUUGACUAUACCGGUGCAACAUACGCUCAGUAUUCUGCGGCUGCCGCCACUGCUGCUGCAGCUGCGGCUGCCUACGAGCAGUAUCCGUACGCGGCCUCGCCAGCACCAACAAGCUACAUGACUACAGCAGGGUAUGGAUACGCUGUCCAGCAGCCGCUCGCCACUGCUGCCACCCCAGGAGCUGCCGCUGCUGCUGCAGCCUUCAGCCAGUACCAACCUCAGCAGCUGCAGACAGAUCGCAUGCAGUAGAACCAUGAAAACUACCUUAAAGGAGGAAAACAGGGGGAGGUCACCUUCUUCCAUUAGGAGGGCAAAGUUAGGUGGGGGAAGAUAGUAGAAGCUGAAUAUUGGUUGUCACUCCCAGGUUUUAUCUUAGCAGUCCUUCUACCAAAGAGCCUGAGGAAAAUUACCCAAAAUGUGGAGACAAUGAGGAAUUUCUGCAUAUUUUAUUAAAGCGAGAUCUGUGUUUUGUCACUAUUCAAUAUAUAUGAAUAUUUAAUAUUUAUUCAGUGGUUAAAUAGUUAAUGUUAAUUGAAGAACACUCAGUGGACCUCAUGUCAAACAUUGCUAUAUAUUUAUACAUGUAUAUAUGUGGAAUUUGUACUAAAUUCCCAGUUAGAUUUAUGUCUUAUAAUCAGGUUUCUUCCCCACCACUUUGAAAACAAACCAAAACACUUGCAUACAUAUGAGAACCAUAUGUUACAACACCACAUGGUUUUCAGUAUUUCAUAGUUUUGGACCAGUAUUUCGUUUGGUAAAGCUAUGCAGACAUCAAUAGAGAAGUUUUGUUAGGUUGUUUUCUUUUUCUAAGUAACUGUUUGGCGUGAGAUAGAUUAGACAUCCUCAGCUAGUUCCUUUUAAAAUGUAUUUUCUAAAUAACACAUAAGACAAAAUGCUGACCACUGAAGCACUCACUUUUCUUCCCUUUAAAUUGCACCUCAAGUAAACUCAGCAGAAGGGAAGAAACACUGUUGAAUGUGAAUCUUUCAUUUUGAAAAAAAGUGUUUCAUAAUGUGCCUUUUAAAUUAUGCUAUUUAUGUAUUUAUUAUGGAGCCUUCAGUAAAAAAAAAACUUUAUUUGUGUUCAUGUAUGAAGCCUGCUGUAGAACAUGUCCACAUGUGCUGCUGCAUUUCUCGUGAUCAAGAGCAUAUGUUGUUUAAGAAUGUUUAAACUUGGCUUUACAAUGUGCUAUACCAUGUAUAAAGAACAAAAUAUGAGUGGAAAAGUAGCAAUAACUCCAAUGCCUUCUCUGUUUUCUGUAGAUUUAAUGUUGUCUAAAUUAUAUCCUUAACUCUUUAAUGUUGCUUUUUAUACUUGAUCAGUUAAAUAAAGGACGGUGUGACGACUGUUAACUUUUUAAUUUUUUACAUUUGAUGUCUUUUGACAUUAAAUGUUUUCUAAUGCAAAGGCAUCCCCUAUUUUACCUUUGCGUUUUGUAAUGCAUGACUCGAAAUGAUGCAAACAUAAUGAAUUUGCUAAAUAAAAGGAAUUUACUUUCAA
Lates calcarifer (barramundi perch) is the source of this 2189-nucleotide messenger RNA. RefSeq names its product RNA binding motif protein 24b (gene rbm24b). Gene Ontology annotation, cellular component: cytosol. Gene Ontology annotation, molecular function: mRNA 3'-UTR binding. The record is from RefSeq and is a predicted model, not a curated record. NCBI's taxonomy places the organism in Eukaryota, Metazoa, Chordata, Actinopteri, Centropomidae. The transcript has 4 exons. Bases 228 to 938 code for a protein of 236 amino acids.